Molecule: messenger RNA, 1467 nt
Organism: Closterium sp. NIES-65
Lineage: Eukaryota; Viridiplantae; Streptophyta; Zygnematophyceae; Desmidiales; Closteriaceae
Source: the annotation of a GenBank genome assembly
AUGAGCGGCAUCGGCAGGGCGCUCUACAAUGUGGGCUUCUGGGUGCGCGAGACGGGGCAAGCACUCGAUCGACUGGGGUGCCGUCUGCAGGGCAAAUAUGCCUUCACUGAAGAACUGUCGCGGCAUCGCACCAUCAUGAAUCUUUUCGACAAGCUGCCCGAGGUGCCCGCAAAUGCCUUCGUGGCGCCGAGCGCGGCUGUGAUUGGCGACGUGCAGAUCGGGCAGCGAUCAUCUGUGUGGUACAACGCCAUUCUUAGAGGCGACGUGAACAGCAUCCGCGUGGGCGCGGACACCAACAUCCAGGACGGCUGCAUCGUGCACGUGGCAAAGACCAACCUCGCCGGCAAGAUCCUCCCCACCAUCAUUGGCUCGCGCGUCACUGUUGGGCACAAUGCGGUGCUGCAUGCGUGCACGGUGGAGGACGAGGCAUUUGUGGGCAUCGGAGCAACGCUGCUGGACGGGGUGGUGGUGGAGUCGGGUGCUAUGGUGGCUGCUGGCGCUCUUGUCGUCCAGAACACGCGCAUUCCUGCAGGCCAGAUCUGGGCGGGGUCGCCAGCAAAGUUCUUCCGCACACUGACAGCAGCAGAGCGGGCGUUCAUUGCCAAGUCAGCAGAGAGCUAUGCCAGCCUGGCAGAGGUACAUGCCAAGGAAAACGCCAAGAGCUUUGAGGAGGUGGAGGCGGAUAAGAAGCAGAGGGAGGGGUGGGCCAACUACAGUGAAGACUUUGUUUCUAGUGUGGGCGCUGUUGUGGAUAAGCCGCCUGUUCCUAGUCCAGCGGAAGAAUCCGCCUUGCUGAAACCACGAGAAAUCCCCGGAGAGAAGGAUGCGGAAGCGAAAACUGAUAGGGAGGAGUCUGGUGCCGUGGAAAAUAAGGGUGCAGUGGUUUUGAGUAACAUUGACAAAUCCGCAAUCGAUGCUGGGAUGGGGAAGUUGGAGGAAGGCAGGCAGCAAUGCUUAUUGGAGGAGAAGGGUAAGAUGACAUGGGAGCAGCAAUGGAUGGUUACAGCAGUGGAUGCAGUAAUGGGGAGGUUGGUGCAUGCGGAGGAGGAGGAAAUGGCUCGACUGCUUGUGGCGCAGCAGAGACAACUGAAGGCGAAUUCAGCAGUGGCAAGGGCAGGAGAAGCAGCUUUGGAUGCAAGGCAAGCACAUGGCAACUUGGAAGAAGCACGGAGGCAGGCCGUGGUGGAUCUUGAAGCAAGCCAAACUGCGCUUGAAGAAGCAAGAAUGCGUCUGGGGGAUCUCAAGACAGCACGGCAGCAGCAUGAGGAGUUUCUGGAGAAACGAAUUGCUCAGCAGAAGCUUGUAGUUGAGCGUGCACUGAAGCAAUUGCAGGAUGAAGCAAGAAGGAUUGCCAAGGAAGAAUCAGAAGUUGAUGCCAUUGGGGAAGGGGUGACCAAGUUAAAUAGCAUCUGGAUUCAGCUUGCAGCUGAACAGCAAAAACUGGAUGAGCUUUUCUUCACUUGCUGA